AUGUCUGAUAACGAGAUUGAUACUGUAGGCCUCAAAGCGAAAGACAAACGAGGCAUGUUUUCCAAAAUGAGGUCAUGGUUUUCGCGCAAGCCUAAGCAAAGGCGAGAUUCCGCCCCGUCGACUCCCUCGAAGCCAGACGAAGACGAUCAAGGUGAUUACGAUGAUGGAAUCGAUUUCGAUUCCACUACGCUGACGGACAUGCCUCACCAGAAUCUGCCCCAGCGAGGCCCAAGCGAUCAGAAACAUGAAGAAAGAGUCGGAUCUUUGCAAAACCCUCACCAAUUAAGCCAGCAUCCGCAGUCAUCUGGCCUUCAAGAUGAACUGGCACGAAAAUUAAAAGAGCGAAAUCAAUCACAAAACUGGACACCAGAAGAGAGAGGCACCCGAGAAAUCAGCAGAAAGCCGAAGAGCAAAAACGACAGCCAAGAUCAAGACUCAACGAAUUCAAUGCAUCGAAACCCAGUCAGUCCUCGUAGCCAUGGCGGAGAUCAAGCAAAAGUAUCUACCUCAAAGACUGCCUUCGCGAAAGGCAACGAAAUCCGUGCUUUGUACAAUACAAAGAAGAGUACGAGCAAUCUAGGCAACAGUGGCCAUUCCGGACAACCAAUUCUUUCGCCAUUUGGCAAUCAUGGCGACAGUAUGCCUGACAGAUCGGUUAUGGAGGCAGUCCUAAGAGUACAAGAAAAGAUCAACCAAAAAGCUUGCAUAUCUGAUUCCGAGGACGACGAGCCGAUUGAUUACAAAGAGCAGAGCUCGAUUCACCAGCAACUUGCGCGCCGCGACACCAUUGCUCGUCAGAAAGAAAUCAAGAGUUUAUUGGAAAAAGCGCAAAGCGACGAUAACAAAGAACAGAAAAAUAACAUUAAACUUCAACUCUCUCGACGACUGUCGCAACGACCAUCAGCGAGCGAAAUCAAAGAACGCGGUAUUCUCAAAGUCAAAUCGAAUCAAGAGCAGCGCGAAGAAAAGGAGAAAAUCAAGAGGGAACUUUCGAGGCGUCUGUCUCAACGGCCAUCGGUUCAAACUCUGAUGAAAAAGAAUGUUAUCAAAUUUGAGGAAUACGUUGAUGUCUACGAGAUUCAGUACGUUGACCGGCGCGCUGACAAGCCCUGGACGAGACUGACUGCUGCGGAGAAAGCUUCUAUUCGAAAGGAACUAAAUCAAUACAAGGCAAACGAGAUGGAGGUCCACGAAGAGAGUCAAUUCUACACUAGAUUUCACCGGGAGUAA
Oikopleura dioica is the source of this 1230-nucleotide messenger RNA. Lineage: Eukaryota; Metazoa; Chordata; Appendicularia; Copelata; Oikopleuridae. The record is from the annotation of a GenBank genome assembly.